Molecule: messenger RNA, 4432 nt
Organism: Malaya genurostris
Lineage: Eukaryota; Metazoa; Arthropoda; Insecta; Diptera; Culicidae
Gene: Hr38
Product: nuclear receptor subfamily 4 group A member 2
Exons: 5
Coding region: 1375-4176 (933 amino acids)
Biological process (GO): cellular response to corticotropin-releasing hormone stimulus; regulation of transcription by RNA polymerase II
Cellular component (GO): transcription regulator complex; nucleus
Molecular function (GO): nuclear glucocorticoid receptor binding; zinc ion binding; RNA polymerase II cis-regulatory region sequence-specific DNA binding
Source: RefSeq, a predicted model, not a curated record
UUUAGGUAUUGGUUUUCGGUUCGCUAGAUCUUGCUUCGUUUGACCGGCCUGUUCCUGUAAGAACUGAAAUCGUCCUUCAAGCAAAAAUUGCAAACAUUCUCGAAGAAAACUUUUUUCGUGAUAAUGAUGUUGGUGUAUGAUAGUGCGAGUACGAUGGAAUAAUAAUGCACAAAGGAUCAUAUCGCGCGUGUAUAGGUUAGUGCCACAAAGUCAGCAUCCUUCAGAUAGUAGUACGUUGAAGAUAGCACGCUGAGCUGUCAGAAAUCGAAGAUCUGGAGCAAACGAAAGCGAAAGUGCAAGUGCAAAUUAUCGAACCAAUCCGGCGGCGUCCACCCCCGCCGCUGUAUUUGUCCAAAAAAAAAACGGAGUUGUCUGUCGCUAAAGUCGUUAGCUGCUGACCGCCUUGGAAACUUAAGCUCUCUGUGGCACCGCCCCGUACUCCCACCAGUAACUUAAGUCACCACCCGGUGGUGGGCAACACUCUUUCUCUCUCUAUCUCUCGCUCUCCAACUAGGAUUACCACCAUUCCGCAUCUGGGGUGAUGCUGAAAUAUCUCUCCGGCCAGUCUCUCACCUGCGCGAUCAGUGUGGUCAGCCUUUUGCGGACCCGAGAGGAUCGCGAAGAUUUGCAGUACUAUCAAAAGCUUUCCGGAUGCGAACCGCGAAGCUCCACUUGAGAACGGUUCCUGCUGUGUAGGUUGUGUAUUCGCAGUGUGUAUUCGAGAAGGAAGAUUCGUCUCAAUCGAAACUGAAAGUGAAUCCACCGGUACGAGCUUGAAAGUGAAUCUGUUGGUCCAGUUAAUGAAAGAAACAAAAACUUUUCGAUAGAGCUCGGCGCUCUUGAGUAAUCAUAGAUUUUAAACGGAAUAUCCGCAAACUGAGAUAACAAAUCUGUUUAGACAAAUUGAAGUGAAUAAAAAAAGAAGUGUUCGACCGAAGUGUGAAAUUGUGGAUUGAAAUUGUGACAACGGUAAAGUGCUUUUCGUGCUGGAGGAGGAACAAGAUCAGCACCAGAGGGUCCUAGCACCUUCAACAGGUCUGAGCCAUGCUAUAAUUGUUGUUUUGAUGUUGUGCCGCUUGCUCGCUUUAGUUCUAGGAAUAGUGCUUGUGUGAAACAUUUUUUAGUUGUAAACUUGACUUUCUACAGUUACUCAUAAGUUGCGUUCAGUUUUGUACUUCUGGUAUUGGUAAACGUUUUACGAAAUAAACAACUGAAAACCGGGAAGGAUGCUGCUCGUCCGUACGUAUCCUGUGCGAAAUCCAAUGCAAACCACCUGUUGUUGGUUCGCGGUGGAUGCCUCGCAAAUUCCGCACAAAAAGUGAGUGUUUUUAAAUUGGACUGAGCAGCCAGUGUUCGAAGCGAAAGGUAGAGGACAUGCGAACCCGCUUGGCUUCGUUGAUUGUCGUGAAGCAGGAACCUUUGUCGGAUGCGGGUGACGACUACUGUAGGGGUUUCGUACCGGAAUCAGGGAUCAGAACUGUCACAGUUGACGAACUGAACAAUAACGGCACCAACGGUAAUGGCCAUUGUGAGCUACGGGAUCAUGGGUUCGGUGUGCCAUUUCUCUAUGGACGUGAAUUCCCGACGGGAACCGCAUGUGGUCACGGUGAUCUGAACAACAAUCAGCACUCCGGACAGGAUUUUCAGUUGUUUGACGAGAAAAAGUGUGCUCAACAACUUCUGUCGCAAGUUGUUAACUCCCCGCUAUUGAGCACGGUACAAUCGGCGACGGUUCCAGCGAAGACGACGGCCGCGACGCUCCUGAAUACUGUGUCACCCACAUCCAGUGCAGCUAAGUGUCUGAACAGCUCGGGUUCUCCUCACCUCAGCGGGUCACUGCGGAAAGCGACCGGUGACAGCACCUCCGGUACCAGUAAUAGUAACCCCAGUAUGUUACUAUUGCAAACUCAGGCCUCUUCCUUUAGUUCAGUUUCUUCGUUUGAUUAUUUACUAUCACAGCAACAGAACCAUCCUGAGCAGUCAUACCAUCAGCUAGGCGCCUUCGGUCCUUCUCAUCAACAAUCUCAACACCAAGAGCAGCAAAUCGUACCAGAACUGUUGCCAACAUCGAAUCAGUUAGACAAAUUUGUGGACUUUUUUGGUUCAUCACAGUCACAAACACAAGCAGAGUCAAUCGCUACCGAAUCAUUCAUAGAUCAAGCACAACAUUCUAACAGCUCCAGUGAUACUUUGGUUGGACUCGAAGAACAUCCCCCCACGUUCGGUGAAUCGAGUGAUAGUAUCUCCUCGGUCUUACUGAAAGCCUCCUACAAGGACGAUAACCUCGCCGAACUAAGAGAUCCUUUCAGUACAAGUUCUCCUCGCACGCAAGCCACCGAACCCGAACCAGAUCUCCUCCUGGAAUCAUCUUCUACUGAAGAGCUUGGAUUAUUAACCCUUCGAUCGAGCAGUGAUCCAGUUCUCGCAAGUAGUGCUCGACAACAGCAGCCUCCAAGUCAUCCUUCCUUACUGCAGCAGAAACAACAGCCGCAACCACCGCGACCCAGUGCAAGACAAAUCACUUCGACAGAAGUAGUUGGUACUAGUGGAGUAAGUUCUAUUCUACCAAGCUUUCAAGAGACAUACCCAAUUAAGUACAAUCAGCUAGCCAACUUUGGCUUAAAAAUGGACGAAGAUUGUUUCAAAAUUGCUGCCUCGCCGCAUCACCAAAAUGUCAGUUACGGUCAUCAAAGCUACGGGCAUCAUACCGCCGUCCAGCAGCCACAUUACGAAUUCCAACAACACACGGCAGCUCCCAACAUGCAAUACAGCAAUCCAACAUCCGGUGGAAGCUUCUACUCACCCGCGUACGAACAGCACGCAGCGAGCUACGGUGCAGUGACACCACAAGAUUCCUACUCUCUCCCACCAUUCCCUACAAUAGCCGAACUACAUGUAUCGACCACGUGCUAUCGGCGCGCUUCACUACCGCUCCAGCGAUCAGAAUCUACAUCCAGCAGUGAAAGUCCGAAACCUCCUCGAGCAGGAAUUUAUAAAUACACCGCUCUACCAAGUGCGUCUAGUUCAGCAUCUAGCUCUCCCGGUUACAUCAACAAUAAUAAUCCGAAUACGGUGAACAAUAACGAAGUAGCAGCCGCCACGGCAGCAGCUGUCGGUGCUGUCACUCCAAUUCCUCGUGGGCCGACUCCCCAAAGCCCUUCUCAGCUGUGUGCUGUGUGUGGUGACACCGCUGCAUGUCAACACUACGGUGUACGGACGUGUGAAGGGUGUAAGGGGUUUUUCAAGCGAACAGUACAAAAAGGCUCCAAGUAUGUUUGCCUCGCAGACAAGGCUUGCCCUGUGGACAAACGACGGAGAAACCGUUGUCAGUUCUGUCGAUUCCAAAAAUGUUUAACCGUCGGUAUGGUCAAGGAGGUAGUACGAACCGACUCUCUGAAAGGUCGUCGGGGUCGACUGCCGUCAAAACCAAAAUCUCCACAGGAAUCACCACCGAGUCCACCCGUUUCGAUGAUUACUGCCUUGGUACGAGCUCACGUCGAUACCACUCCCGAUCUCGCUAGCUUAGACUACGGUCAGUAUCGUGAACCUGGCCACAAUGAACCAAUCAUCUCUGAAGCGGAGAAGGUACAACAAUUCUACAACCUCCUCACAACGUCUGUUGAUGUGAUCAAGCAGUUUGCCGACAAACUACCCGGAUUCAGCGAUCUCAGUUCCGAUGAUCAGGAACUCCUGUUCCAGUCGGCAUCCCUUGAAUUAUUUGUACUGCGGUUGUCCUACCGUGCUCGGAUCGACGACACCAAAAUGACGUUCUGCAACGGAGUUGUUUUACACAAACACCAAUGCCAACGCUCGUUCGGCGAUUGGCUCAAUGCUAUUCUGGAAUUCAGCAAAAGCUUACACUCGAUGGAGAUUGACAUCUCGGCAUUUGCCUGUUUAUGCGCGCUCACUCUCGUAACAGAACGAUACGGUUUACGGGAACCGAAAAAGGUCGAAUUACUGCAGAUGAAAAUCAUCAGCAGCUUGCGGGAUCACGUGACGUACAAUUCAGAAGCCCAGCGGAAGCCACACUAUUUCAAUCGGCUACUGGGGAAACUCCCGGAGCUACGAUCACUUAGUGUCCAAGGAUUGCAGCGGAUAUUCUACCUUAAGCUAGAGGAUCUCGUACCGGCACCGCCAUUAAUCGAGAACAUGUUCCUCGCCAGUUUGCCAUUCUAAGCUGAGAAAUAGGGUGAGCAAUAAAGCAGGCUCAGUUUCCUGAUGCUUCGAACAAUUCACGGGAAAAAGCCAACCAAGAAUGACUAGAUAACGACAUGCAAGUUUUAAACUAUUCAUAGAACUAUCCAUGAAUUUUAUAAUGCUGCUGAUUUUGUUUCGCCCGUGUGAACGUGGAAGUGUGUUAUUCGGCGCGUGUGAUUACUAGGCAAAGAGCCGAAUUUAGAUAUAUCUUUCACAAUAAAUGUGCAAAUCACAA